ACCACUGAGCUAAAUCUCUGGCCCCUAUUUUUAUAUUUUAAAGACAAGGUCUUGCUAUAAAGUCUACGCCAGUGAUGGUGAGCCUCUUAGAGCUUUCAAACAGCUGCCUGCCGUAUGUUUGCGGAACUGGAAAGCGCUAGGCGCUCAGGCUGCUGUGAUUACGGCACCACUGGACUGGCUUUCAUUUCUGAGUUCCCGGGGCUAUGUGUGGGCAGGAGCGUGGGAAGGGGAGCCAGGCUGGGGAGGGAGGUCCGACAGCUGCAGGCGGGUGGGGCGGGCCCUGAGCAGCCCCGCUGGGAGGAAUCGGGGUGGUGCUGUGGACACUGCCAAGCUCCAGGAGGACCGGAGACAGCCAAGGCCUGGAGUGGUGGGGUGGGGCAGAAGGCGCUAGAGCUGAGGAUCCGGGCAGGGUGAGGGGCACAGGAACCCUGAGCGAGGAGGAGGAAGGGGCAGCUUCCGGAGCCUCUGGCUGAGGCUGAUGGACCAGCCGUGGGCACGGAGAGGCCAGAAUAUCCUCAUCCUCUGCCCCAUCCUUGUGUGGCUCCCCGUGGAAUUCCACGAUGUCACUGCGUGGGCCUGGGAGGGGGAGGAGGCCCCUGAGACACAGGUGAGGGGCGGCCCAGCAGGUCUUGGGGCCCCACUGCCCGCGUCGCGCCCCCCUGUCAUUACUGUCAUUACUGAGCUUCCCCACGCCGCCUUGGGCCAGGUCUGCACCCGUGCUCUGGUUUCCAUAGCUACCAGGGAGGAAAGGUGCAGGGCCCUGUGACGGUGCAGAUGACAGGCUCUUGGGGAUCCCAGGUGCCCAGACUCAGCACCCCGUCUUCGGGGUCAGAGAGCCAUGAAGCUCAGCCGGGCGCUCCCGGGGGUCCUGGUCCUUUGCCUGUUUGUCGGAGGCAUCUCGGGCAGUGAGGGUCGCUCCCCACCGUCCCCCACAGAGACCAGAGAGGAGGAGAGCCUCCCACCUUUGCCUCUCGGCCCUCCGAUCCCUGGCGAGCCCUGGCCGGGGGCACCGCCUCUCUUCGAGGAUCCUCCCCCUGCAGGCCCCGGCCAUCCCUGGGGAGACCUGCCUGACGGUGGAGUGUGGCCCCCUGAGCCCCCUAGCACGGAUCCCCCCCAGCCUCCCCGGCCUGAUGACCCUUGGCCGGCAGGACCCCAGCCCCCAGAAAACCCCUGGCCACCUGCCCCCGAGGUGGACCACGAGCCCCGUGAGGAACCGGACCUUGACCCGCCCCGGGAAGAACACAGAUAGUGGGGAUCCCCAGGUGACUCGGGCCUCCUGGCAGAGUGCAGCCAGGCCUGUCCCUACCCUUCCGCGUUCUUUUACACUGUUCAAUCUUGCUGAACUCUAUUCCUUUCAUCCCUCAAUUUUAUUCUGAACUCGGUGUCCUCGGUAUUUUGUCCCCUCCUGGGAUGCACAUUUAGCCUGCACAUUCCCCUUCCUUUUUUUCUCUGAAGUCAGUGCACACUCCUACCUCACCCAGUCACCUUCCUCCACUUCCUCCUCCCCAUCCCUGGGACCUGGGACACUGGACAGGGCCAGCAGCAUGUGCUCCCUGCUGCCACCUGGUGGCCUACAUCUGCGACCCUUCAGUAGGCAAGGAUGGCGCUUCUGCGAAAU
Messenger RNA from Fukomys damarensis (Damara mole-rat), 1618 nucleotides. RefSeq names its product psoriasis susceptibility 1 candidate 2 (gene Psors1c2). The coding region runs from base 839 to 1249 and encodes 136 amino acids. The transcript is spliced from 3 exons. The record is from RefSeq and is a predicted model, not a curated record. Lineage: Eukaryota; Metazoa; Chordata; Mammalia; Rodentia; Bathyergidae.